This is a messenger RNA of Plasmodium reichenowi, 1802 nucleotides long. RefSeq names its product ankyrin, putative. The transcript has a single exon. Lineage: Eukaryota; Apicomplexa; Aconoidasida; Haemosporida; Plasmodiidae. The record is from RefSeq and is a predicted model, not a curated record. The annotation marks the transcript as partial. Gene Ontology annotation, molecular function: protein binding.
AUAAGAAUUUCAAAACAAUAACUAUUAAAAAGAUACAUGAUCACAACAAAAAUAAAUACAAUUAUACUUUUAAUAGAUUUUUAAUGCCUUUGAACAAAUUAAAGUUCACUUCUUAUAAAAUAUAUCAAAAAAAAACAAUUAAGAAUAUUAAACAAACUAAGCACAUCAAAAAGUGUAAGAAUAUUCAUAAGUAUGAUGAAAAAAAUAAUAAAAGCCAAAUAAAGACCAAAAGCAUAAUGAACAAGAUACAUAUUAAGAGACAAAAAAUGGGGAAAAUAAAAGCAAAUACAAUAAGGGCAAUAAAUGUCCAGACGAACAAUAAGCCCAUAUUAAAUAUUUGUACAAACAUCCCUGUGGUAACGCACGGAAUUCUAAAAAACAAAAAUGAAGGGAAAAUGAAAAAAGAGAAUGAUCAUAUGAAAAAAAAAGUUCGCAUAAACAUUUAUAGUAGUGAAAAUUACACAGAUAAAUACUUUUUAAAAAAUAGGAUUGACCAUGAAAGGUUGAAUAUUGAGAAUGAGGGAAAGACGCUGGAAGGUUAUAUAAAUAAUCUUUGUAGAAGUAAUAAUUUUAAAAAGCACAAGAAUGGUGACGAAAAUUAUAUAGAUAACGACGAAAUGUUUUAUAUACAUAAUAAUAAUAAUAAUAAUAAUAACAAUAAUAAUAACAAUAAUAAUAAUAAUAAUAAUGACACAUAUUAUAAUAAUUAUAUAAUGGAUAUGCAUGAAGAAUCAUAUUAUAAUUAUGAUUCAUCUUAUAGUGCACUUGAUGUAUAUAUGGAAGAAUACAGAGACACUCUAGAAAAUUCAUCCAGUAUUGACGACAUAUCUGAUUUACAACCCAUUCAUUUAGCUAGCAAAGAAGGAAACAUUGAAUUAAUAAAAAACUUUUUAAAAGAAGGUAUAUAUAUAAAUAGUAAAACAAAAAUAAGAAAAUUUACGCCAUUACAUUUAUCCGCGUCAAAAGGUGAUAUAGAAUCAGUAAAAUUUCUUAUCGAAAAUAAUGCCGAUAUAAAUGCAUUAUCAAGUGAUAAUGAAACACCACUUUGGUGUGCUUCUCUAUCUAACCAUUUUGACGUAUGUAAAUAUUUUAUAGAAAAAGGAGCAUUGUUAAAUUUAAAUGUAGAAAAAAGAUAUGACUCUCCAUUACAUGCUGCGUCCAUGAUGGGUAAUUAUGAAAUAGUUAAAUUAUUAAUUGAACACGGUGCUGAUAUAACUUGUCUAGAUUUGAAUAUGUUAGAACCAGUACAUUAUGCUUCUUUCGAAGGACAUAAAGGUAUUGUUAAAUAUUUAAUUUUCAAACAAAUUGAACAAUCAUUGAAAAAAAAGAUGAAUGAUAUUGUAUAUAUUAUGAAGAAAUAUAAUGUAUAUACUCCCAAUUUAGAAAAACAUUAUUAUUUGAAAUAUAAAUCUAUUUUAAAAAAGAGAAUUACAAGUAAAAUAUUAUGUUGUGCUAUAACAUCAGGAAAUUAUAAGAUCGUUAAUAUCAUUUUAAAGAAAGGAGCAGACCCCAAUUAUUUUGAUGUGCGUUUACAAUUAUUUCCAAUACACGCAGCAUCCAUAACAGGUAAUAUUAAAAUAUUUAAAAGUUUAGUAAAAAAAGGAGCAAACAUAUUCAUGAAAACGAUUUGUAAUAAUUUACCGAUUGACCUAACUGAAGAUAGGGAAAUAAAACAGUUCAUAUUAAAAUGUUCAAGAAAAAUUAAUUUAAGAAAUGCUUGGAUUAUUCGUUUAAAAAAAAAAAAUAGCAUAAUAGCUCGUUUGCCUUAUGAUACGUUUUAUUAUCUGUGCACAUUUUUUUAA